GCUCCGAUAUUACAUUUGCCAGUUCUUUUAAUACCCUUGGAUGGAGUUCAUCUGGCCCUGGAGACUUAUAUUCAUUUAGAUUAACCAGAUAUUCCUGUACUAUCACUUUACUUAUUCUGUGCUCCAUUUCCUCUAUUCUGCCUGCUCCACUUUCCUCAGGUUGAGCACCCGUUUCCUUUUGUGUGAAGACUGAGGCUAAUAAGGAUAGGCUAGCCAAAAGCCAUGGCAAAGAGUUUUCUCUACAGCACCUCUGCCCAGCCUGAAACAGGGCCAAGGUCAGAGAGGCAAGCCAGCCAUAAAACACAGGAGAAGGGCCAGCCAGCCAGCCAGAUGUCCAAAAAGGCUGCCGAUCAGAGGAAGAUCGACGCGGAAUGUAGGGUAUUCAACCCGCAGUGGACAGAAGAUUACUUUUUCAUCGAGCACAAGGACAAAGCUGUGUGCUUGAUAUGCCAUAGUACAGUGGCUGUGUUCAAGGUAUACAAUUUGCGUCGACACUAUCAAGCGCAUCAUAAAGAUACAUAUGAUGGUUUCGUUGGACAAGUGAGAAAAGAUAAAAUAUCAAGACUUAAAACUCCAUUGACAAGCCAGCAAAAUAUUUUUGUGAACCAGAAGCAGCAAAACAUUGUGUCCAUGCGAGCAAGUUAUGAAGUUGCCCAGGCAAUAGCGUCUGCUGGCAAAUCAUUCAUGGAAGGAGAAUUUAUUAAAGACUGCCUUCUUAGAGUUGCCAAAGUGAUGUGCCCAGAAAAGGCUGAUGUAUUUAAUACAGUGAGUCUUUCAGCACAUACAAUUACACGAAGGGUUGAAGAACUGGGAGACAAUUUGAAGCAGCAAUUGCAAAACUCUGCAAAAAACCUUUCCUACUUUUCCUUGGCACUCGACGAAAGUAACAAUAUUCAUGAUUCUGCACAACUUCUGAUUUUUAUUCGUGGGAUAAAUGACAAUUUCGAAGUUACAGAAGAGCUUGCUGCACUGCAAAGCAUCAAAGGGACCACAACAGGAGAAGAUAUCUAUGAAUUGAUUUGCCGGACUGUUAAUGGUUUGGAGCUGGACUGGGCUAAACUAGCCAGUGUGACAACCGAUGGCACUCCUAGCAUGGUGGAGUCUAAGAGAGGAGUAAUUUCUCGCAUUAACCAAGAGAUGGAAAAACAUAACCAUUCUCAGCCAAUAGCCAUACACUGCCUCAUCCACCAA
Messenger RNA from Sceloporus undulatus (fence lizard), 1191 nucleotides. RefSeq names its product general transcription factor II-I repeat domain-containing protein 2-like. The record is from RefSeq and is a predicted model, not a curated record. The transcript has 2 exons. The annotation marks the transcript as partial. Lineage: Eukaryota; Metazoa; Chordata; Lepidosauria; Squamata; Phrynosomatidae.